AUGAGGGAAAUCCUCCACAUCCAGGGUGGCCAGUGCGGCAACCAGAUCGGUGCUAAGUUCUGGGAGGUCAUCUGUGAGGAGCACGGCAUUGACUCUUUGGGUAACUACAAGGGAGACUCCCCGCUGCAGUUGGAGCGUGUCAAUGUGUACUACAACGAGGCCAGCGGUGGACGCUAUGUCCCUCGCGCCAUCCUCAUGGAUUUGGAGCCUGGUGUGAUGGACAGUGUCCGCUCUGGCCCUUACGGCAAGGUUUUCCGUCCUGACAACUUCGUUUUCGGACAAUCCGGUGCUGGCAACAACUGGGCCAAGGGUCAUUACACUGAGGGUGCCGAGCUGAUCGACUCGGUCCUCGAUGUCGUCCGCAAGGAAGCCGAGAACUGCGAUUGCCUACAAGGCUUCCAAGUGUGCCACUCCCUCGGUGGUGGCACGGGAUCUGGAAUGGGUACCCUCCUCAUUUCCAAGAUCCGGGAAGAGUAUCCCGACCGCAUGAUGCUGACCUUCUCCGUGUUCCCGUCGCCGAAGGUGUCAGACACAGUCGUGGAGCCUUACAAUGCCACUCUCUCCGUGCAUCAGCUCGUCGAGAAUGCCGACGAGUGCAUGGUCCUGGACAACGAGGCGCUUUAUGACAUCUGCUUCCGCACUCUGAAGCUCGCUAACCCCAGCUUCGGUGAUCUCAACCAUCUGAUCUCGGCGACCAUGAGCGGCGUCACCUGCUGCCUGCGCUUCCCUGGCCAGCUGAACUCGGACCUGCGCAAGCUCGCCGUCAACCUCAUUCCCUUCCCUCGCCUGCACUUCUUCAUGGUCGGCUUCGCUCCCCUGACGUCCCGCGGCUCUCAGCAGUACCGCGCUCUGACCGUCCCUGAGCUGACCCAGCAGAUGUGGGAUGCGAAGAACAUGAUGUGCGCCGCUGAUCCCAGACACGGCCGCUACCUGACCGCGUCCGCCAUGUUCCGCGGGAAGAUGAGCACCAAGGAGGUUGACGAGCAGAUGCUGAACGUCCAGAACAAGAACUCGUCGUACUUCGUGGAAUGGAUUCCCAACAACGUGAAGUCCUCCGUGUGCGACAUUCCUCCCCGCGGCCUGAAGAUGGCGUCUACCUUCGUUGGCAAUAGCACGAGCAUCCAGGAGAUGUUCAAGCGCGUGAGCGAGCAGUUCACGGCCAUGUUCCGGCGCAAGGCUUUCUUGCAUUGGUACACGGGCGAGGGCAUGGACGAGAUGGAAUUCACUGAGGCGGAGAGCAACAUGAACGACCUGGUGAGCGAGUACCAGCAGUACCAGGAGGCCAGCACGGAGGACGAUCAGGAGUAUCUUGGCGAGGAUGCGGAAGCAGCGAUGUAA
Closterium sp. Naga37s-1 is the source of this 1338-nucleotide messenger RNA. The record is from the annotation of a GenBank genome assembly. Lineage: Eukaryota; Viridiplantae; Streptophyta; Zygnematophyceae; Desmidiales; Closteriaceae.